Messenger RNA from Neolamprologus brichardi, 2018 nucleotides. Lineage: Eukaryota; Metazoa; Chordata; Actinopteri; Cichliformes; Cichlidae. The record is from RefSeq and is a predicted model, not a curated record.
GUGCCUUGAGCACCGGGAGCACUUUGCCCCAGACCCGGCUUCCAACCCUGGUGCCAUCCAGCAGGCUGACCAGGAUGGACUCUACUCAUUCCUUCAGGAUGGAGCUGGACUCAGUGCUGUCGCUUGACCAGAUACGUGCCAUUCGGGCUAACAAUGACUAUGUGGAGCGGCCCGUGGCACUGGAACCUGCAACGCAGUCUGGAUUCUUUUUGGUCCACGAUGACCGUUACCCUCACGGUGCAUACAUCCAUCACCCCCAGCCUUCCUUCCCCUCAGCCAUGUCCCGCAGCCAAAGUCAACAGCAGCACACUCAUCUUUCCCAUUUGAGCCGUUCCAGUACCAUAAGCUCUUCUAUGUCACGAACAAGUGCCACCUCAGACCAGCGGCUACUGGCAGGUUUGACACCAUCUCACUCUGGCUUAGGUUCGGUGGUCCAUUCGCAGCCUAAAGGGGACCUGAAGCCUGAUUCUUUUGGUAAACGCCUGGCGGAAGAUGAGGCUGAACUCAGUCUCCAUCAGUUCAUCUGCGAGAGGUGUGGCCGCUGUAAAUGCCAAGAGUGCUGCGCCCCGCGCCGCCUGCCUUCUUGCUGGGCCUGUGGACAACGCUGUCUGUGUUCUGCUGAGAAUGCCGUGGAGUAUGGCACAUGCUUGUGCUGUGUUAAAGGUUUAUUCUAUCACUGCUCUGCCCAGGAUGAUGAAGAUAACUGUGCUGACCAGCCAUGUUCCUGUGCUCCAGCCCACGCCUGUGCCCGCUGGAGCACAAUGGGACUGCUGGCGCUAUGUCUGCCCUGCCUUUGCUGCUACCCCCCUGCCAGGCUGUGCCUUGCUCUGUGCCGGUGUGCCCACGACCGGGCUACGCGGCCCGGCUGCAGGUGCAGCAACACCAACACUGUGUGUCGCAAGAUUUCCAAUUCCAACCCUAAUCCUUGCCAUCCCUCGCUCCGCAGCAAAGCUCUGGAGAAACCGUUAUGACAGGCUUGAAUGAGGGCCAAGUAAAUGAAUUUCCCCUCAGAUGUGGCCAAAAGCAAUGCUGUCACCAAUCAACGGUCCCUCAGUUGACAUCAUGACGACAGUGCCAUUGUGACCCAACUACCUACGUAUGACAAGCCAACCAAUCACCCAACCAACCAAACAACCAAGUUGUUCACCUAACGUACCUUUAUUUCUCCAACUCAGGAGGGACCAAAGCUUUAAUGUGCCUGCUUAUGUUGGAGAAUUAAUGCCUAUGUUGAAGAAUAAGAAGCUGUUGUGCUUUGCUGGACCGAUCCUUAAACCUUAACCAAGACACCAAGACAAAAAACAAGGCAAAACAAAACAAAAAAACAUGCUUUCUAUGGUGCAAUCUCGGCAUGUUAAAAUGUAUUUAUUUAUUAUUGAACCUCCUCCCUUCUCAACCCUUUGCCACUCUCUGUGCUAAUUCUUUGCAAAGGAAUCGCUCGCAAAGGAAAGAGGCCUGCAUAUGGACUUUGCAAACAGAUUCUGACCUGAUCAGAAGAAGUGUGAGAGAUGGAGGUUAAAACUACAACGAGAUUCAGAACUUUGAAAAGACGUUAAAGAUGAACGAGGAAGCCAGUGUUGUACUGAGGUGAACGUCUUACUGAGACUCAGCAAAGCACCAAGAUAUAAAGUGAGAUGAACGACACCUGUGACAACAGUUUGACACCAAAAAGGGACCAUUCACUGUAACAAACGGUGUGAAUUUCAAUGUUAUUAAGCUCAUUUGUAAACGAAAAGCACUGUGAGGUAGAUGGACAAUGUUUUCCCUGUGAGCCCAGAGCUCAUUGGGGGAUUAUUUAACCAGAGGGAGGAUGCAUCUAUUGUGAGGCAGCGUGUGUGCGUGUCCGUCUGUGUGUGUCCUCCUACUGUGCAACAACCUGUGUAUGAGCCUGUGUGUUUGUUGUUUUAUCAGCAGAAGAAGCCUGCCUUGUGUUAUUUUUAGCAGUCCUGCUUCGCUGGAGCUCUGAGGGUCUGGUCGGGUUUCCUCCUGAAGCCAGCCUGUCGCCAACCUCCCUCGCUCCC